Molecule: messenger RNA, 2253 nt
Organism: Molossus molossus (Pallas's mastiff bat)
Lineage: Eukaryota; Metazoa; Chordata; Mammalia; Chiroptera; Molossidae
Gene: OPA3
Product: outer mitochondrial membrane lipid metabolism regulator OPA3
Exons: 2
Coding region: 29-595 (188 amino acids)
Biological process (GO): regulation of lipid metabolic process
Cellular component (GO): mitochondrion
Source: RefSeq, a predicted model, not a curated record
GUUGCGCGUCCCUCGUGAGACCGCCAAGAUGGUGGUGGGUGCGUUCCCUAUGGCGAAGCUGCUAUACUUGGGCAUCCGGCAGAUCAGCAAGCCGCUUGCCAACCGCAUUAAGGAGGGCGCCCGCCGAAGCGAGUUCUUCAAGACUUAUAUCUGCCUCCCGCCGGCUCAGCUGUACCACUGGGUGGAGAUGCGGACCAAGAUGCGCAUCAUGGGCUUCCGGGGCACAACCAUCAAGCCACUGAACGAGGAGGCGGCUGCCGAGCUGGGCGCCGAACUCCUGGGCGAGGCCAUCAUCUUCAUCGUGGGCGGCGGCUGCGUAGUGCUGGAGUACUGGCGCCACCAGGCGCAGCAGCGCCACAAGGAGGAGGAGCAGCGCACGGCCUGGGUCUCCAUGCAGGCCGAGGUGGGCCGCCUGGCGCUGGCGCUCGAGGCGUUGCAGACACAGGUGCAGGCGGCGCCGGCGCCAGGCGCCCUGGCGGAGCUGCAGGCGCAGAUGCAGGAGGUGCGCGCCCAGCUGCGCGCCCGGGAGGGGAACGCGCGGUCCACGCCCAAGACAGUGUCCGCGUCUGAGAAGUCGGAAGCUGCUGAAGCCUGAACUUGGAUGUGGCCAUGUGUGCCCUGGUGUGACCUUCCCGCAUUACCCCUGCCCGUGCUGGCCCAGGAAACCACUGAAAUCUUGAUGAACUUGGUCUUUGGUCACCCCCUACUGGCCAAUGGUACCUUCCACUGGGACUGUGAAGUGUUCCAGCAUAGCCCCCUCCAACCUGUACCUUAUUGGUACAGUCCACAGUGCUCGGCUCUCCACCCCUCAUGCCCAACCUCACGGACCUGCAAGGCCCCAGCCAGCUGGACAUCAUGCCCACUCUUCUGGCAGAAGGAAAAAAAAAUUGGAACCUGGACUUGAGCUGAAUCAACCUGUCAACCUCCCCAUUUACCUGAUCAGUGUUACCUUUCCCUGGGACACUCAUCCAUUACACUGAACACCCCCUUCUUCAGUUGGUACAGACCACUGUCAGGAAUGCAGCCUCUCUCCAUGGACUUCGUCCUCCUCACUUUCUGAGGUGGGCUGUAGCCGAGCAUCACCACGCUUUCGAGGGGGAAAGAAAGGAUCCUGACUUUGAAUUGAUCCACAGAAUACCUUUCCUUAAGCUGAUCUGUGCUACCUUCUCAGUCCCUAAGUGGAAUAUUCCAACAGAGCCCCUCAUCCUUCAGUCUCUGGCACAGCCCACUGGAAUGUGCUGGUCUCAGGCAGUGCCCUCCCAACUCCCUUACAUGGUGGAAGCAUUGAUUUGCCCAGGGUUCAUCCAACCUGUCUUUCCCCGUUUACCUGUCCUCAGAGUCCCUGGGCCUUUCCUACCAUCCCCCACUGUCUUCAGAGGCCUUCCUCAGGCAACUGCUGGCCAUGGGUCAGGCGACCACUUCCCCCAUGUUGCAUUUAAAUCCGUUGCUCUGUGGGCUCUUGCCCCCCUCCCCUGGGGCCGUGGACUGGUCCAGCAGUCCCUCUUCAUGCACUGGGACCGCCUGCCUCCCCAGCCCCGCGUGCCACCUCCCUCUCACUGGCUGGUCUUACCUUCUUCGGUAGUUUCCUAGAGCUGCCAGAGCAAAUGACCACAACUUGGUGGCUUAAAGCAACCAGAAUUUAUUCUCUCACAGUUCUAGAGGCCACAGGUCCAAAAUCGAGUGUCAGUAGGGCCGCGCUCCCUCCAACGGCUUGAGUGAAAGACCCUUCCUGUCUCCUCCAGCUUCUGGUGUCUCCAGGUGCUCCUGGGCUUGUGGCUGCCUAUCUCCAUUCUCUGCCUCUGUCUUCACGUGGCCUUCUUCUGUCUCUCAUAAAGACACCUGGCCAUUGGAUUUAGGCCCGCCCUAAGUCUACGAAAGACCCCUUUUCCAAAGAAGCUCAUUUCACAAGCUCCAUGGGUAAGGAUGUAGACAAAUCUUUUGGGGGGGGGGUAUCACCAUUCCACCCACUACACCUCCCCACCCCAAGUGCUGCCCACCCCGUGGGACACUGGGCUUUCCCCGCGUGGAGGAACGAUCCAGGAACCACCCUUCACCACUUGGCUUCUCUUCCAGACUCACCAGUCUGGGUUCUAUUUUUCAGACUGUAGAUGUUUCUUAAUUAAAGGAGCCCUGGGAUGAGGAAGUCAUCUCAAGGGUGUGUCUGAGAACCAUUUUAUGGAUCUCCAAAAUGGGUACAAAGCUUAUUAAAAUUAGGAGAGAAGCCCGGCCCGGUGUGGCUCAGUGGUUGAGCGU